AUGUCUAUCUACCACGAUUACAAGCGAUUCUCGAAGCACGAGUCUGCCUUUGGCGGCUUCGCUGCUUCGAUGAGCGGCAACCAGAUGCCCUUCUCUCCCAUGCUGACCCCCAAGCACGAGGCUGUCGGAGAGUUUGGCAAGACUGGCCACGCUCAUGCUCAGACUGCUGCCCCUCAGCAGCCCCAACAGAUUGAUCCCCUAGUUGCCUCUCUCACCCCGGCAACUGGUACAAUUUCGCCCCAGGAACUCAUGGGCCACAGCUUUGGCAACGACGACUUUGAUGCCUCUCCUAUCUUCGGUGAUGCCGACCUUGGAGACUGCAACAACUGGGAGUCGCUGUUCAAUGACGACGCUGCUGCUCCCCAGGCCAGCCCUGCCCCCCAGGUUGCGCCCGUCGCUGUCAAGGCUGAGCCUGACGCUGAGCUCAUGCCCUUCCCCAUGGCCUUCACUCAGAACAUUGACUCGUUCGCUCCUACUACCGUGUCUGCUUCGGUCAGCCCUGCCUCCAGCAGUGUUGGACCUGAAUCUCUCGGCGGUAUGGAUGUGAACCCUCUCAAGCGACCGCGAGAUGGCUCUGAGUCUCCCUCUUUUGAGAACAAGAAGGACCAGCAUGGUCUUACUGCUUACAACCGAAAGCCUCGACAGGCUCCUCUCUCUCCCAUUGUUGUUGAGGAGGGUGCUGACUCUGUGGCCGUCAAGCGAGCUCGAAACACCGAGGCCGCUCGACGAUCCCGAGCCCGAAAGAUGGAGCGAAUGUCCCAGCUUGAGGAGCGAGUCGAGGAGCUUCUGACUCGAAACAAGGAGCUCGAGGCCGAGGUUGCCCGACUCCGUGCUAUGCAGAAGUAA
Messenger RNA from Yarrowia lipolytica CLIB122, 846 nucleotides. RefSeq lists its product as uncharacterized. Gene Ontology annotation, cellular component: transcription regulator complex. Gene Ontology annotation, molecular function: DNA-binding transcription factor activity, RNA polymerase II-specific; RNA polymerase II cis-regulatory region sequence-specific DNA binding. Gene Ontology annotation, biological process: positive regulation of cellular response to amino acid starvation. NCBI's taxonomy places the organism in Eukaryota, Fungi, Ascomycota, Dipodascomycetes, Dipodascales. The record is from RefSeq and is a predicted model, not a curated record.